CGCAGGUCCCGGCUCUCCGGGCGCUGAGUACCCCGACCUGCGGAAGCACAACAACUGCAUGGCCAGCAACCUGACGCCAGCCAUCUACGCCAGGCUCUGUGACAAGGCAACCCCAAAUGGCUGGACCCUGGACCAGUGCAUUCAGACUGGCGUUGACAACCCUGGCCACCCCUUCAUCAAGACUGUGGGCAUAGUAGCUGGUGAUGAAGAGACCUACGAGGUGUUUGCUGACCUGUUUGACCCCGUGAUCCAGGAGCGGCACAACGGAUACAACCCCCGCACCAUGAAGCACCCCACAGACCUGGACGCCACGAAGAUAAAGUUUGGCCAGUUUGAUGAGCGCUACGUGCUCUCGUCCCGGGUCCGGACUGGGCGCAGCAUCCGUGGCCUGAGCCUGCCGCCAGCCUGCACGCGCGCCGAGAGACGGGAGGUGGAGAAGGUGACGGUGGAUGCGCUGAGCGGCCUCACCGGGGACCUGGCGGGCCGCUACUACCGCCUCAGCGAGAUGACCGAGCGGGAGCAGCAGCAGCUCAUUGACGACCACUUCCUCUUUGACAAGCCGGUGUCCCCGCUCCUGACAGCAGCAGGAAUGGCUCGGGACUGGCCUGACGCCCGAGGGAUCUGGCACAACCACCAGAAGACCUUUUUGAUCUGGAUCAAUGAGGAGGACCACACACGUGUCAUCUCCAUGGAGAAGGGGGGCAACAUGAAGCGCGUUUUUGAGCGGUUCUGCCGGGGCCUAAAGGAGGUGGAGCGGCUAAUCCAGGAGCGAGGCUGGGAGUUCAUGUGGAAUGAGCGGCUGGGUUACAUCCUGACCUGCCCCUCUAACCUGGGCACGGGGCUGCGAGCUGGUGUCCACAUCAAGCUGCCACUGCUCAGCAAGGACAGCCGCUUCCCUAAGAUCCUAGAGAACCUCCGGCUACAGAAGCGUGGGACGGGUGGUGUGGACACUGCGGCUGUAGGCGGCGUCUUUGACAUCUCCAACCUGGACCGCCUGGGGAAGUCAGAGGUGGAACUGGUGCAGCUGGUGAUAGAUGGUGUGAACUACCUGAUCGACUGCGAGCGGCGGCUGGAGAAGGGGCAGGACAUCCGCAUCCCCUCGCCGCUGCAGCAGUUCCGGCACUGAGGGGACGCGCCAGCGCCAGCGCUCUGGGACCAACGUCCCCCUGUAGCUUGUGCGAUCUCUGUGCCCAGCAUGUUGCUGCAUCCUGUAACCCGCAGUGCGUCAGGUCAGACCCCAUAAACGUGCGCUGGUGUA
Messenger RNA from Ficedula albicollis (Collared flycatcher), 1258 nucleotides. RefSeq names its product creatine kinase U-type, mitochondrial. Gene Ontology annotation, molecular function: creatine kinase activity. The coding region runs from base 59 to 1126 and encodes 355 amino acids. Gene Ontology annotation, cellular component: mitochondrion. The transcript has 9 exons. NCBI's taxonomy places the organism in Eukaryota, Metazoa, Chordata, Aves, Passeriformes, Muscicapidae. The record is from RefSeq and is a predicted model, not a curated record. Gene Ontology annotation, biological process: phosphocreatine biosynthetic process.